AUCGACUCGUGCUGCAUCGACAAGACGAGCAGCACGGAGCUUUCUGAGGCCAUAAAUUCGAUGUACGCUUGGUAUCGCUUAGCCACAGUCUGCUAUGCGUUCCUGCCGGACGUUGACGGCGUCGAUCCACUUGGAAGUGUAUUCAGCCUCAGCGAGCAACUCAAGAUGAUAGUGCAGAGUCGUUGGUUCGCACGUGGGUGGACUCUGCAAGAGCUCAUCGCACCAGCUAACGUUGUCUUCCUUUCUCGAAAUUGGCACUUCUUGGGGACGAAUGCGUUGUUGGCAGAUGCAAUAGAAAAGGCUACUGGCAUUGUUCGAGGGAUUCUACUCCACCAGGUUGCAUUAGAUCAAGUCGGCGUUGCUACACAUAUGUCUUGGGCGGCGAGGCGACGAACCACCAGGAUCGAGGACGAGGCGUACUCUCUACUUGGGAUCUUCGGGAUCAACAUGCCCACUCUCUAUGGAGAGUGCCGUCACGCAUUUGUUCGGCUGCAGGAAGAGAUCCUG
Molecule: messenger RNA, 507 nt
Organism: Dichomitus squalens LYAD-421 SS1
Lineage: Eukaryota; Fungi; Basidiomycota; Agaricomycetes; Polyporales; Polyporaceae
Exons: 1
Source: RefSeq, a predicted model, not a curated record